AUGGAGCUGGUCGAUGGCGUAAUGUGCACGACAACGUUGACCGAGUCCCCAUGGCAGCUGGAGUAUGCCAUCGACAACAUGACUGGUCAUGAGUACGACGUCGAGUUGGACUUUGCUGGCUCGUCCAACUUGGCCGUGGCGGGGAGCGCUACCCUGUCCUUCCGUGCGACGCUGCGACCGUAUGCGAUAGUGAUCGCGACCGUAGCGCGCGUCCGGCCGUUGGAACGAUGUGCAGUGUGCAUCAACUACCACGUCCAUCGCACGGAAGGAAAGGAGGCACGUCCAUCCCCUGACGAAUCGCAUCUCGUCGAGUUGACUGGUACAUUUGUCGACCCUUCGUUUCCUCCGACGCAAGCUUGUCUCGGCGACAUCUCUUCUGUUCCGUCCAUGAGAUCUAUCCUUCCGACAUUGACAUGGGCGCACGUGUCGUCCAUUCUGCAUUUUCCUUCCGCACAUCCAUCCGUCUUGCCGCCGUCCACCGCGCGACUUUCGUCGUCCUCACUUUGCGGCGGGGACCCCGCCUUUGUCUCGAUCGACAUGAAAUGCGCCCUGCAAAUCGUUGGCGACCGCAUGGGCAUCCUGACGCGUCUCUUCCCCCACACGGUGCCACGUCACGGCCUCGACACCCACGAACGUUUUGCGGUGCUGCUGCAUCGCCAUGGCCAACCGAUAACAGUCGAGAUCGAUGGCUUCGUGCCCUGUAUUAGCCAUGGAGGAGGUCCCGUCGUGAUGAAAUGCCGCCGCACAAUGCAAUGUGUGUGGCCCAUGCUGGUGCACAAAGCCCUGGCGAAACUCUACGGCGGGUAUUCUCACUUGUGCCAAGUGUCUACGAUGCAGCUCCUCCACGACAUGGUUGGCUACCCAAGCGUUAAAGUAACGUGCAAUCCCGCCAACUUGCACUCGAUCGUCCAACCGAUGGUGCAUCGAGGACAUUUGGUGGGUGUGACAUUCCCGUCGGCCAGUUCCAGUCGACAUGGCAUUAUGUUUGUGAGUGGCGACGACCGAGCGAUUACACUUCGGCACUACCCCAGCGAUGCUCGUACCCAACUUGUCGAGAAUUCGGCCAAACACGAUGACGUUGGCGCUAUAAACGCUUGCUGGUACUUCCCGAUGUACCCCCAACGCCUGGUACGCCGCGUAUUCGUCCAGGACGCGGCGGCGUGUGCGUCGGCGGCCGCUGCCAUGUUUAUCCUGAGCAUCCCAUCCCCAGCAUCAGUCAUGAUCAGCCUCACAUACGCCCAUCAAGUUACAGACAUGGGCAUGUCUUUGCUAACUAUGGAGCCCACAAACCAGAUAAAGGAAUCCCUCGUGGAAGUGCCGUCGACGAUCGAUACCCAUCAUCCCAGCGCAUGCACUAUGGUGGCGUCGGUGGAAGCAGGCGAGUACGUUCUAGCUGUGAAACCAGUGCAAUGGAGCCACAACGAUGACAAACACACGGAAAAAGGGACGACCAACACUCCAGUUAUGCAGCGGAUGUUUGACAUGCUGGACUGGGACAUGGACCAUCGAUUGGACAUUCAUGAUAUGGCGCGGUUCAUGGCAGUACGACGAGCAGCUUCUUUUCAAUGUACUCUUUUAGGGUGAUUCUAUUUUAUGAUUUGGAUACUUCUGCCCUAUUAAUAGUUUGAACAUUUUAAAGUUAUUCGAAUAAUUUGAUAGUCACGUAUUUUGGGCUCACAGUGUGGAUCGAAAAGAAACAAAAGGGAAUUAACAUAUCAGAAACAAGUCCCGUAAUCCGCUUUUUAAAAUAUUUUGGCGAAAGACGUGUGAUAUUUUGCAAAAUGUUGAAGUCUCCAUAGUUUGGACCCAUAUAAUUUCUCAGUGUUUUGCCGAUUUGUUAGAAAUUGCGAAAAUAUCCACGAUUUUGGCCUUUUUGAUAAUGACGUCCACAGUCACCCUAAUAUAGAUUACGGCACAGAUCUUCACCCAGUGGUACUUGACCAUAUUUUGAGAAUCAAAACAUUGUGUAUGUAUACAAAUUACUCGACUUCAAAAAUUUUAUACCACAUACAAAUUCUAAAUCUAAUUCGAAGUACCAGUGGUUUGAAUAUUUCCGUCCUUAUGUGUACAGUAGUUUACGUUUUCAAAGGUUUUAGACAAGACAAUUGACCACCCCACCAAUAAACAA
Aphanomyces astaci is the source of this 2128-nucleotide messenger RNA. RefSeq lists its product as hypothetical. Gene Ontology annotation, molecular function: calcium-dependent cysteine-type endopeptidase activity; calcium ion binding. NCBI's taxonomy places the organism in Eukaryota, Oomycota, Saprolegniomycetes, Saprolegniales, Verrucalvaceae. The transcript is spliced from 4 exons. The coding region runs from base 1 to 1584 and encodes 527 amino acids. Gene Ontology annotation, cellular component: cytoplasm. The record is from RefSeq and is a predicted model, not a curated record. Gene Ontology annotation, biological process: proteolysis.